UUUUUUUGAAAAAAAAGUAAGCCUUAAGAACGUGUGACACAAAAAUUUUCCUUUGUAAAAAUGAUGAUGGCGUCUGAUGAUAAAGCGAACUGCGUACUGAAUUAUUUCACAUUUGAAAUAUCAAAUCUUACAAAUCAUUCGACACAAAGUUUGCCAAUUUAUGAAAUUAUAGCUGAUACACAAAAUGGUCAUAUACAGAUUAUGAAUCCUGAGAAUUUUAUCACAAAUUCAGCGAUCAAUACUCAAAUGUCAAUAGACAAUGACAUAAAUCAAACAGAUGAUGAAUCAGACGAUUACGAUAAUAGUAAAAAUAAUGAAAGUAAUGUCAAUAUAAUAGAAAGUUUAAUUAUAACCAAUGCAAGUUCACAAGAUCAAGAUUAUUCAGCUAAUGAAUGUGAGACUCAGUCAGAGAAUUGCGAUGAUCUAAUCGAUGAGGAUGAGAAUGAUGAGAAUAAUAAUGAGAACGAGGAUGAAUCUGAUGAUCUUGAGGAUCUUACAAAUCUUAAUUGGCUGACUGAACUUAAAAAUAUUACAAACUUACCGCCAGCUGCAAAUGAUAUUAAUGAAAAACCGUGCGAUCCACCUUCACAGAGAUUUGAUAAAUUCAUUUCACAAGUCAAUAAAAUGAGAGAAAAUUAUGAAAAGCGAAGAUUCCUUUAUGAAACUGUGACGAGUGAAAAGCCACCAUUCAAUUAUGCACAAAUUAUUGGAAUGGCAUUAAUCGAUGAAGGACGUAUGACACUUAAGCAGAUUUGUGAUUGGAUCGAGAAGAAAUUUGCAUAUUAUAAAUUUCAUAGAAAUUGGAAUAAUUCAAUACGUCACAACCUAUCACUGAACUUCUUCUUUACAAAAGUGGCACGCGAUAAAAAUGAAAAAGGCAAAGGCGGAUAUUGGGAAUUGGCGGUUGAUGUUCACAAAACAGCACGAAAACGCAUCCGGCAUCGUCGGAAGAAAAUCGGUGAUAUGCAAUUCCAGUCAUCAACCACAAAAACAAAUUCAUUUAACCGUAAUGGACGUUCGUUGAGAUCAAGAAUAAAUUCAAGGAAGGAAUCAUCGCCGUUCAACGAGAUGUCGGUAAAGUCUGUAGGCAGUAGCAAUGUUUCGGAUUUCAUAAGCAGUCCCUCGAAUAUUAAUGAAGAUUCAAAUCCGUCAAUGGAGGAGCAGAACGUGACUGAAAUAGAGAUUGUUGAGGAGCAACAGAACAUUAACAAUAUCAUUGAUGAUAAUCAGAACGCAAUCAUUAUUCCAAAUCCGACACUUUAUGAUAGUCCAAAUGUCAUUGUUGAGGCAAUUCCAACCUAUCAAUUUAAUCAAUUUAAUCAUAUUGAGAAUUUCGAUGAAAACGAAUUGAACCAAUUAAUUUGCAUGAAUGAUCAAGAGCUGAUUGAUGAUUUUCUCAAUUUCAACAGUGGCAAUGAGGAAUUUUUGUAA
Molecule: messenger RNA, 1431 nt
Organism: Chironomus riparius
Lineage: Eukaryota; Metazoa; Arthropoda; Insecta; Diptera; Chironomidae
Source: the annotation of a GenBank genome assembly